Messenger RNA from Trypanosoma theileri, 336 nucleotides. Its product is annotated as putative serine/threonine protein kinase. NCBI's taxonomy places the organism in Eukaryota, Euglenozoa, Kinetoplastea, Trypanosomatida, Trypanosomatidae. The record is from RefSeq and is a predicted model, not a curated record. The transcript has a single exon. The annotation marks the transcript as partial.
GACCUGGCGUGGAAACGACGAUAUCUGUGUAUUCUUGGAGUACUGGAAGACGGGGAAAAGCUCAAUGGUAAUAAGGUGCCCAAAUUUAAGAGUUUGAAUUUGGUUCUUGCCGUGACAAAAGACACGAUUAAGCAACAAUGUAUUGCUACUCCUUUUGCUGAGCUUGAAGACGUGUUUCCAGUUCCAGCCAAAUACACUGGAUCGGAUGUGCAGCACGUAUUUGCAGUUGCUUUUAAGACCGGAAAACGUUUACUGUUUCAAGUUAGAGGUGAACCGGAGCGAGAUGAAUGGAUGGAGAAAAUUCAGCAGGCAUUGGGAAUUGAUGACGUGGAUUAA